Molecule: messenger RNA, 4403 nt
Organism: Pecten maximus
Lineage: Eukaryota; Metazoa; Mollusca; Bivalvia; Pectinida; Pectinidae
Product: protein bicaudal D-like
Exons: 3
Coding region: 110-2491 (793 amino acids)
Biological process (GO): microtubule anchoring at microtubule organizing center; protein localization to organelle; regulation of microtubule cytoskeleton organization
Cellular component (GO): Golgi apparatus; cytosol
Molecular function (GO): dynactin binding; dynein complex binding; cytoskeletal adaptor activity
Source: RefSeq, a predicted model, not a curated record
CAUAGCUGCAUAAAUUAACAUGGCUACCAGCACGGGAAGGGAUCAGUUCCCUUAGACUUUCUUCCAAUUUUCGUCCUUAUGUAGAGUCUCAGUGAGCCCAGGAACCGAGAUGUCGGACCACAGCUGUCAAGAUCCGUCCAUGGAGGAUCUUCAACGAGAGAUCGAACGUCUCCAGUUGGAAUUAUCCGAAACCACGACGGAAAAAGUCCAGGCCGCAGAAUAUGGUUUGGCUGUGUUAGAGGAAAAACAACGUCUUCAGCAGCAGGUUGAGGAUGUCGAGGCUCACUGUGAAACUAUCAAGCAUGAACUUGAAUGUGCCAAAGAGGCCUUGAAUAAACAUCAGGACACCUUUCGCAAGCAGCAGAAGAGUGGGAUCCACCAGGAGGAUAGUUUUCUGCUAGAGACUGCCACACGGGAAGAAAGUUACAAAUCUGUGAUCUUAGACCUAGAAACAGAACUAAAGACAUGUAAACAGGCACUGGAACGGUUCGAGGGUGAGAACGAACGAUUACACUCGGCGGUACUAGAACUCCAACAAAGUUCCGACUCUCUUGAGGAACAAAGACGUCAGUAUAAAAAUGAACUGCGGGAGUACAAGAUUCGUGAGAAUCGGAACUUGGUUGAUUAUGCCGAGUUGGAGGAUGAAAAUAUCUCAUUACAAAAACAAGUAUCGCAGUUAAAACAGGGCCAGGUGGAAUAUGAAGGGAUGAAACAUGAAAUCAAACGCCUUCAAGAAGAGGCAGAUGACCUUCACAUUCAGUUAGAAGACGCGAUGGGCCUCAAACGUAUAGUCGAAAAAAAUCUUGACGAGGCACUAAAUUCACUUCAGCAUGAAAGAGAGCAAAAACAUGCAUACAAGAAAGAGCUGGAUCAGCGUUUAAGCCAGGAGUCUAUGUUUAAUCUUAGUAACCUUGCUCAUUUUGGAGGACUCAGCGAGGGCCUCAAAGAUCUCGUUCCCAACCAUAACGAGGUAGAGGACGAUAAUGAGGAAGGGGAACAAAACAAUCCCGCCCUCAAACGAAUCGAGGCCGACUUUAAAACGGAGGAAACAAAAUCACCAGUGAAACCAGGUCCAGGCAAGGUGAACGAUAUUCUCAGUGAAAUUCAGGAAAAUGAAGUGAAAAAGCUAGAACAAAUGUUGAGUCAGAGUGAAAACGAAAAGUUAGAACUCCAGUCGGCUCUUGAUGAAGCCCAGAAAUUAAUACAGGACACUCAAACAGAUUUAGUUGAACAGAAACAACGGGCUGACCAGCUCAAAGCACAGAUAAGUACUUUAAUUCAAGGAGAAUCUCAGGGAACAUUUGCCAAAAACGGGAAUCCCGGGGAGAAUAAAUACUCAAACGCUUUACAGGAGAUUAAUAACUUACAUGAUGAACUGAAUCGCCUCCAAGAGCGAAGCCAACUUGGAGGAAUGAAAACUGAUAAGAGUAUAGAAGAAGCCAUCGAGGCUAUGAAGAAUAAGUGUAACGGUUACCAUGACACUAUCAUAGAACUUGGCAAGGAUCUCAAAUCUAUGUCUCUUGCCGCAGGCGAGGCACAGGGCAGCCUAACCACAACACAGGACGAACUGGUCAGGGUCACUGAGGAGCUUGCACAACUUUAUCACUUGGUUUGUGAGGUCAGCGGAGAAACACCGAGCCGUGUCAUGUUAGAUCAUGUGAAAUCGGCAGCCAUGAUGUCGCGACAGGAUCGUGAGAGCAGCGAAGAAAAGGAAGACAAAGAAGGCACAGAGAAAUCGGGGAAACUGAAAUCCAAGUCCAAAAAGGAUGUUGUAAAUGGUGAUAUCAAGGGUGAUCCGAUUUCCUGUUACAAACUGACCGAGACGAUCAUUGACCAGGUGAAGUACCUGAAGCGUGGUGUUGAGCAUCUCAUGGAGGUGUCGCAACAGCGGUCUGUGGACAUGGAAAACCAGGACGUCCAGGAGCUCCAGGAACAGGUGGUCAAACUUAAGGCCAUGCUGUCCACAAAACGCGAACAGAUUGCCACACUCCGCAGUGUGUUGAAAGCCAACAAGUCUGCCGCGGAAGUUGCACUGGCUAAUCUAAAACAGAAAUACCUCACAGAAAAGGUCAUAGUUACAGAAACCAUGGUGAAAUUGAGAAAUGAACUCAAAGCACUAAAAGAGGAUGCUGCUACUUUUGCCUCAUUGCGAGCCAUGUUUGCACAGAGGUGCGAUGAGUAUGUUACUCAACUAGACGAAAUGCAACGGCAACUGGCGAGUGCAGAGGAGGAAAAGAAAACGCUGAAUUCCUUGUUGAGGAUGGCAAUACAGCAGAAAUUGACCUUGACGCAGAGGUUGGAGGACCUAGAGUUUGACAGAGAACGUCGCAACAUGCGCCGCCAAGGCGGGGGUGGUGGUGGCGGCGGCGGGAGCCGAAGUAAAAUGGGGGCUUCCAAAGUAAGUCGCAACUACAAUCCAUAUCAUGAAGAGUCGUAUGACCGUUACGGUGGUUCGGGUCGUUCACACCAUCAUAACAAGAGAGACUAUUAGGCACUUUUCCACCAGGCUAACAUAACACGUGCUGACAGGAACGCCAUAGCAACAGCCUCCUGUAUCUACCAUACCAAAGAACUUCCUUCCUUCCUCAUCGCCAGGGUCAAGGUCAGCCAAGACGUCACACGGAGAAACCGCUCCACGAUGAGGAAUUACACGAUAACGGAAGUACAAGGACCUUCAACAUUUAUUUGUUGAAUUUUCAUUCACUAUGUGAUGGAUAUUUCGGUGUAGGAACCAGAAAAUGUCCAAUCACGUGAUAAGGACAUCGGUACGGAACCAGAGAGGUCUGAUUGGAUCUUUCGUGGUUCUGGGAACUGUUGGUCACUACGGACCAAUGUACAUUAAUUCAAACCUAUGUUGUUGUCUCAAACCAUUAUAAUCACAUUACAAAAAAAUAUUUGUAUUAUUUGUAAAAAAAAUACACUUGGAAGUGAUAGCUAUUAAGUAAUGAAAAUUUGUGGUGUAAAUUAAAAACGCUAGUAUAAUGAUUACGUAAAUGGAACUUCUCAUCAGUGGAACUCCUCAUUCCAAAUCUGUAUCACUGAACCAUUCUUGUGUUGCUGAUGAUAUUAUUAGUAAACAAUUAUAAAUAUAUAUAUUUGUAUAUCAGUAAACAUGCCCUUAUAGGGGUUGAACUUGGAUUAUUGUAUGAAGGUUGUAGAACGCCUAGAAAAUUUGUAUAAAGAGCCAUUGAUAAAGACACUAGGUGUAUGAAUGUUUGUGACACGUCUGUUCCAGUUUUUGUACAUUUGUCCAGACGUCCUAUUUGUGCUGAGAGAGAAAUUAUCACUAUUUACUUCAUUGGGUCAUCGUUGAGUAAUCGGAGACCUUUCAAUGAAGGAUUCCAGCAUCUGCAACAUUAUUAUUUUGUACUUUUAAAAUUGUUUCUUCUCUUUUAUAAUGCAAAACCAAUAUAUGAAGGUUAAUUCCAGUUUUUACGAAUGAAAUUAUGACAAGUUUCUAGAACUUUGAUUUAUCUUAUUAUAUGUUUUAAAAAAACUAAAUUAUAAAGAUGUAAAUCCACUGAGGUAAUUUUAAAGCAAGAUUUAAGAAAAAGAACAAUAUUUUAAUGAUUUGAAAAAUAAUUUGAGUACACGACUUUUCAAAAAUUCUACAUUCUUUCAUAUUUUUUUGUAGCAGAUUUGUAUCAAAGAUGUUAUAAGUGCUGUGAUAUUUCACUCCAAUUCAUAUCUGAUGUCUUAAACAAACUAUACAGUAUUUGUCAAAACAGAUGGGAUCUGCAAUUUUAAAACCCCAUUUUAUUUGAUGGUUUAAUCAUUUAUGCCAGUGAGAAAUAUUGAUAAUAUAUGUCAAUAUUAUUGUGUUCACAGAAUCUGUUCACAUCAAAAUAUUUUCUAGUAAUACCUCACACUUUGUACAUAAAUCUGUAAUGUAUUCAAAUAAUCAUAUUAUAUGCAGUAUAUUAUGCUAGUCUAUUUUAUUUAUUAUUUUUUAUGGAAGAACAGUCUUUGUUUUCCCAAUGGAUAAUUUAAUUGUUCAGAAAUAAGAUUUUUAAAGAGUUUUUUUUAAUAACAGUAGUAACACAUUUUUUUAAAGAAAACAUUAAUUACUGAUUGUUUCAUAGCUUAUGUAGAAUACCCAACAUAUAGCAUCUCAGUGUCACAAGGGAGACAAUCCCAGUAGGGGAGAUAACCCUUGCCUUUGGUGCUAAGCCACAUCCCAGAUUUGUGUUUGUACCAGCUUUGUCUGGAUAUGCCGUCAGCCAUAGCUUUGAUAUUAUUAAUUUCAGUUUAUAACUGAUAGCAUUAUUACCAAUCAUUUUGUCCAAAUGGAUAAUGUAAUUAUCACCCAAGAGAAAGUUGAAACGGAUCAUCAUCUGUUUAUCACCUUUUAAAUUGUGCUGGAUCAUUCUGUUCAAAAUCUGCAAUAAAAAUAUAUAACACGA